AUGUCCCCCUCCGUCAUGUCGCAUCUGUGGCUGUUGCUGUGCCUUGCAACUGAGAUCGAUGCAGGCUGUGGGAUCCAGCCCUGCGCGCUUUGCCAAGCGGAUGCAGAGACUCCUGAGCUGUCCUUCCUGCAAUCUUCCCUUCAACUUGCAGCUGUUGGACCAAAAGGCAAUGCGAGCAAGACUGCGCCAGUGUCCCGCCAUUCCAUGGGCCCUCAGGCCAAGGCAGGGUUGUUCCAGAUCAUUCCAAACACGGAGGAACCGAUAGCAGGAACUUUCCGGGAGAAGCUGGUUCCAGUCGCAGCUGUCCUAGUCUUCCCGUUAGCAGUUGUCUUUCUGCUCCUAGCGACUCAGCACCUGCCGGCGGGGUUUUAUCAAGGCGGCGAGUCAAACGCAUCAAGGAUGCUGCAGAGCGUUCGCCUUCCCAUUCCUCAGGCUCGGAUGGCUUCUGCCCCUGCCGCUUCUCCCGUUUGUGGGAGCAUGCUGUUGCCAAACAGCGAGGCCGUGCUCAACGGAUCUUUAACUGCGAUAAGGACGUCGAAGCGGGCCGUCAUCAACGGCAGCGCGGGAAGACCCCUUCUGCUGGCCGCCUUCGGAGUUUCGAAAGCGAGACGGCCGAUGCUUCGGGUGGCAUACCAAAGCUGUGAGACGGAUCCUCGAUGCAGUGUCGAGGUCGUCGAUGCGGAGACACCGCGGUUUUUCAUCUAUGGAAGGAAGGAUGUUCUCUAUGGUUCGAUGGAACCUAGCCCAGCAAGAGGGCAGAAGUGCUUGAUUAUCAAGCACAAGGAUUUGUCCAUCCUUCGUUUAGAGGUUGCCUCUCUCGAGAAUGUGGAGGUGGAAGCCACCAACCCCCACGAUGGUCGGAGAUUGGCGACUGCAGGUCUUCAUGCCCAGAAUGACCAGUGGCAGUUACAGGCCGAGCCUGGGGCCGACGCGCUGCUGAUCCUCUCCUGCAUCCUGGCGGUCGUCCGCUUGUGGCCUUCGGAGACCGCCGAGCAGCCAAGACUCUCUGGCGUUGACCAGGUGUCUGAGGCUGCCGACCAAGGGCCGACGGGGAGAACCGACGAAGUGAAAAGCAGCCCCACGGCACCCACUGCAUCCUAG
Molecule: messenger RNA, 1101 nt
Organism: Symbiodinium sp. CCMP2456
Lineage: Eukaryota; Dinophyceae; Suessiales; Symbiodiniaceae
Source: the annotation of a GenBank genome assembly